This is a messenger RNA of Peromyscus californicus insignis, 1270 nucleotides long. RefSeq names its product transmembrane protein 276 (gene Tmem276). The record is from RefSeq and is a predicted model, not a curated record. NCBI's taxonomy places the organism in Eukaryota, Metazoa, Chordata, Mammalia, Rodentia, Cricetidae.
GCGCUGCGCGCUGCCUGGCUCGGGCUGGCCUGCGCUGCCGCUCCUUCCCUACCGGGGCGUGGAAGACCAUUUCUCUCCAAGUGCUAGGACUCGGGCCCAGGCCACAGCAAGGGACUGCGCGUCCUGCUGUCCCGAGGACCUCGCUUGGGCGCCAAGAUUCCAAUCCCUGUCCCCUUCCCCAAUAAAUUAGUCUUUCUUCCCUGUAGGUGAGUCCAGUGACCUCAGAGCUCCGAAGAGUUUGGGGCUUGAAUCUAGUCUCAUGUCUACUCAAAGGUCUCUGGAAUUUGAGAUUCCUGAAGAGCGGCACUAAGAAGGACUCGAAAUCGCCGGCCUCCGGGCUUUCUUCUCUCCAGAUUCGAAGAUCCCUUCCCUGCCUCCUCAGACUCACUAGACUGUUCGAGGUGCCAUGGUCUCCAAACCCAGGAGUGAAUGGAGUACCCUCCUGUCCCACCUGGUGCUGGCAGCCGUGUCUCUGCAUGCGGCGGUGAGCUCCGUACAGUCCAGCCGAGGAGCUGCUGCUGGCUUCCUGCUCCAGACCUUUGCAGCCAUCGCUAUGUUGGCCCCGGGGCUGAACACACACGAAGACUGUCUCGCUGGAGCUUGGGUUGCCACGGUCAUCGGUCUGCCUCUUCUGGCCUUCGACUUUCACUGGGUGAAUGGGGACCGCUCUUCUGCCAACCUGCUCCUGGGAGGAGGCAUGGUGUUGGCAGUAGCUGGUGACCACCUUGGCCCUGAAGGGUGCUCUGUGGCCGGGCAGGCAGUGCUGCUGGUGGUGGCCGUGACCAUCCUUAUUGUAGCUGUCUUCACGGCCAACACUUACGGGAUGUGGGGGGGUGCCAUACUGGGCGUGGCGGGGCUCCUGAGCCGCCUGGAAGAGGACAGGCUGCUGUUGCUGCCCAAGGAGGAUGUCUGUCGCUGGGCCCUGGCUGCGGGCAGUUGGGCCUAUUGCCGGGCCCUGCAAACACAGCGUCCACAGUGGGAGUGAUGGUGGGCCUCACACAGCAAGGCGGGGCUUCUGUUCCAGGUACUACUUCCCUCCUCCUGGCCUAUGUUAGGGAUAGGAUUUCUUUCCUCUGGAAGUGAGCCCCCUGUGGACUCACUAAUCAGGGGCAGAGCGUGGGUGCGCUGUCCCUUCUCUGGUCGUGCAUGUGUGGAAGCUUGCCUAAACCAGAAUGCAACAGGUCUUCAGCACACUUGGGGCCCGAUUCUGGGAGGAACAUGGUUGUGAGUCAGAGGCCGGAUUUCCAAUAAACCUUAGGAAUAUACAGGA